This is a messenger RNA of Acaulospora colombiana, 507 nucleotides long. NCBI's taxonomy places the organism in Eukaryota, Fungi, Glomeromycota, Glomeromycetes, Diversisporales, Acaulosporaceae. The record is from the annotation of a GenBank genome assembly.
AAGAUGAUCUCGAGACGUUGCAUUCUGCGAUCUUGGUAAGUCGACAAUGGUGCCAGAAUAUUAUGCCCAUUCUAUGGAAAAGACCCUUCACUAUAAAAGCGGAGAAUCUAUCAUUAUCGAGAUUAUCAAAGAUCAUACCUGUUUACCUUAAGUUGUUAAGCGAGGAUAUCGUAUCUGUGGAAUUCAAAGAGAGGUUUUUUUAUUUUUUUAAUGAGGAAAUCAAGAAACCAAUCUUCAAUUAUUCGUCAUUCUUGCGCGAAUUAGAUAUCAAGAAGUUAUAUGAUGCAAUUUCGGAAUCUUCAGAGAUUUUCAUGACUGACAAUAAAUUGGACACCGAAAUUGAAUUGGCUAAAUUGUCCUUCGCACAAACCGAAGAGAAAGAGGAACUUGAAUGGACCAUGGAAACAGUUUACUCUAAUGAAACAUAUUGUGGACAACUUUAUCUAGUAGAGGAAUCAACCUACAAUGGUCACGUUGAACAUGAAUCGACAAGAGAAUCAGAAAUAG